Molecule: messenger RNA, 1482 nt
Organism: Castor canadensis (American beaver)
Lineage: Eukaryota; Metazoa; Chordata; Mammalia; Rodentia; Castoridae
Source: RefSeq, a predicted model, not a curated record
AUGAGGCGGGGCCUGUCCCAACACUGUUUACCUGCCUCUGCAGCCCAGAGCCCUUUGGUGUGUGCAGUGCGGAUUCAACCCAGAUUCAACCCGAGCUACCCUGGCACCAAGGUUGGUGCACCUCUGUACCUGCUGCCCAGGUCUUUGUUCCUGAAGAAAGCCGGAGUCCACGGGCACAAAGGAGUCCAGUUCCAAAACUGGGCAAAGACCUAUGGCUGUUGCCCAGAGAUGUACUACCAGCCCACCUCCGUGGAGGAGGUCAGAGAGGUGUUGGCCCUGGCCAGGCAGCAGAACAAGCAGGUGAAGGUGGUGGGUGGUGGCCACUCGCCCUCGGACAUUGCCUGCACUGAUGGCUUCAUGAUCCACAUGGGCAAGAUGAACCGGGUCCUCCAGGUGGACAAGGAAAAGAAGCAGGUGACUGUGGAGGCUGGCAUCCUCCUGGCUGACCUGCACCCUCAGCUGGACAAGCAUGGCCUGGCCCUAUCCAACCUGGGAGCAGUGUCUGACGUGACGGCAGGUGGCGUCAUUGGGACUGGAACACACAACACUGGGAUCAAGCAUGGCAUCCUGGCCACCCAGGUGGUGGCACUGACCCUGCUGACGGCAGAUGGGGCCAUUCUGGAAUGCUCUGAGUCCAGCAAUGCAGCGGUGUUCCAGGCUGCACGGGUGCAUCUGGGCUGCCUCAGCAUCAUCCUCACCAUCACCCUGCAAUGUGUGCCCCAGUUCUACCUGCAGGAGACAUCCUUUCCCUCAACCCUGAAGGAGGUCCUCGACAACCUGGACAGCCAUCUGAAGAAAUCAGAGUACUUCCGCUUCCUCUGGUUCCCACACAGUGAGCAUGUCAGCAUCAUUUACCAGGACCACACCGACAAGCCCCCCUCCUCUUCAGCCAACUGGUUUUGGGACUACGCCAUUGGAUUCUAUUUACUGGAGUUCCUGCUCUGGACCAGCACCUUCCUGCCAUGCCUCGUGGCCUGGAUCAACCGUUUCUUCUUCUGGCUACUGUUCACCCGCAAGAAGGAAAACAGCCACCUCAGCCACAAGAUCUUCACCUACGAGUGCCGCUUCAAGCAGCAUGUCCAGGACUGGGCCAUCCCCAGAGAGAAGACCAAGGAGGCCCUGCUGGAGCUGAAGACCAUGCUGGAAGCCAACCCCAAGGUGGUGGCCCACUACCCAGUGGAGGUGCGCUUUACCCAGGGGGAUGACAUUCUGCUGAGCCCCUGCUUCCAGAGGGAUAGCUGCUACAUGAACAUCAUCAUGUACAGGCCCUAUGGCAAGGACGUACCUCGACUUGACUACUGGCUGGCCUAUGAGACCAUUAUGAAGAUUGGGGGCAGACCCCACUGGGCCAAAGCUCACAACUGCACCCGGAAGGACUUUGAGAAAAUGUACCCAUCCUUUCUGAAGUUCUGUGCUAUCCGAGAGAAGCUGGACCCCUCUGGGAUGUUCCUGAAUUCCUAUCUGGAGAAAGUGUUCUAUUGA